Molecule: messenger RNA, 1686 nt
Organism: Mesocestoides corti
Lineage: Eukaryota; Metazoa; Platyhelminthes; Cestoda; Cyclophyllidea; Mesocestoididae
Source: the annotation of a GenBank genome assembly
UUGCUUAACGGUUACAUUUCCUAUAUUUCGUCCCAGGAUCCUGCGACGGACGAUGAAUUUGGGCCCUACUCCCCAAACGUUGACUCUGGUAUCCACUUAGAUUUCCAGUCAGGCCAGAGUCCCCCAACCUCCGACACAUGCUACUCCCCUCCGACAGUCCACCCGCCAGCGGCUGUGGCGGCGGCAGACGUGGACGCGACCGUCGCCACUCAACCUGCCAACUACUCCGCCACCGAACCUACAAAAGACGACCUUCUACAAUCCAUUCCGAAUCUGUUGCAGAGUGCAGAUUACAGUGAAUUCGAAUCCUACACACGAUGGUGGAAUCAGGACACAUCAGGGUCGCAUCAAAGCAAAAUCCAGAUCUACACACUCACAGACGAACAGAGCGAGGCAGCCUCACCGAACGUCCGCUCUGCCAAUGACAAUGUCUGGGUGUACUGGGAGGACAAAUGGCUUUCCUGGAAGACAGCCAACAUCAAACUUCGGCUCUUGCGUAAUCUCGGAACUGCUCUGCCACAGGCUUUAGAGUCAAAAUUGAUGGAGGUGGACCGACAAAACCCGGCCUUUGUUCUGCUCCCGGAAUGUCCGUCAACGCUGGAAGGACCUGAUCAAGAUGGAAUGCAGUUUGAAUUUGAUCAAUCUGAACGCCCUGAGAACUCCAAGUCCGUAUUUCUUCGUCCCCUUAAGGAAUCUAAUGACGAGGAAGAAUCGCGCCCGCACAUCAGAGUGCCCUUCGGCUCAAACUACCCCGGUUCCUUACCCGGAACACCGCCGUUGUCGGCCUCCCCGAGGGAGCGGGCCUACUUUUCUGACGGCCACUCACCGAAGUACUCCGACGAUGAGGCCCAUUUGGAAGAGAGGCUCAACUGGAGGCUCACGCGCCAAUGGGAAAAGGCUGGUCACACGCGCGCCUUCAAUCUCACCUCAGAGGACCUCAAACGGCUAAACCUUGUUGAUGGGACAAACGAGGCAGUGUUCACCACAACGAACAAGUAUCAGGGUACCUGCACUUGUAUUUGCCUCAUAUAUGUGUGGAAUUCAUCUGACAAGGUCGUAAUUUCCGAUAUUGAUGGCACAAUCACAAAAUCUGAUCUGCUGGGUCACGUGUUGCAUUGGGUGGGCUUUGAGUGGACCCACCUCGGAGUGAUACAACUCUACAAAAGAAUCGCCGAGAAUGGAUUUCGCCUGAUGUACGUCUCGGCUCGUUCCAUCGGACAGGCCAACCCAACACGCAACUUCCUCGAGGGACUGGAACAAGACAACGAAAAACUCCCUGCCGGACCUAUCAUCCUCUCACCAAAUUCCCUCCUCAUCACCAUUCAAAUGGAGAUCAUACAGAAGCGCCCACAAGUGCUGAAGAUUGCCAAUUUGAAGCGUUUGGGAGAGCUCUUCCGACACCAGAAUCCCGAUGCGCCUUGUCCUUUCUUCGCGGGUUUUGGGAACCGCCCGAGCGACGUGGAGACCUACCGGGCUAUCGGCAUCCCCGAUUCACGAAUCUUCAUAGUGAAUCCUGAGGGUGUUAUAGAAACGGCUUCUCGGCUCAAACUGUCCACGGGCUACACGGCUCUCUAUGAGAUGGUGGACUCUGUGUUUCCCCCCAAAUACCAGGAACUGUCAGGCAGCGUGGAGUACACGGACUACACGUUUUGGCGCGAUAAUCUUCCCAGUGAAUUUGACACCUAA